GCCCCUUUCGGGGUCCUCGCGAGCGGCUGUUGGUGCUCUCGUGGAGCUGCCGCUGCGCUUCCGGCAAGACGAGCAAGAUGGAGGCGGUGAGAGCUUGAGAGCGGCUCUCCUCGACCGCUGGCCGCCAUGGCGGACGAUGCUGAGCUGGAGAGGAAAGCAGUGGAAGAGCUAUUGAUAGAAGCUAAGCGUGGGAAAACUAGAGCAGAAACAAUGGGGCCCAUGGGCUGGAUGAAGUGCCCCCUUGCCAGUACAAAUAAAAGAUUUCUUAUUAAUACUAUUAAGAACACAUUGCACUCACCAAAAGAGCAAGAUCAAGAACAGAACCAUCAAGAAGAAAAUAAAGAUUCUGAGCCAAGUCAGAGCAGGGAAGAAACCAAACCAAAGAGACACAGACUGCAUCCUUACAAACCUAGUUUUCGGUCUAGGAGAAGAGUCAGCUACUCUCCUCCCAGGCACAGGCACAAGCACAAGCACAGGAACCAGAACACAAAGGACAAGGAUGAAAAGCGAUCCAGCAAAUAAUGGAAAAAAAGAUCAUGUAGAAGAAUAUAAUUAAGCUAUUAAGUGUGAGGAAAUGUUCAUUUAACUUUGACUUGAAAGUAUUGCUCAGUACAAAUAUCUGUUGUAACAGUUUAAAGUUGAGUCCUUAUGUACCUAAAGAAUGAUUCUGUGCUUCCUUUCUGUUACUAUGCCACCCCAAAUUAAAUUUUGAUGAUUGUGAA
Ahaetulla prasina is the source of this 722-nucleotide messenger RNA. RefSeq names its product RNA polymerase I and III subunit D (gene POLR1D). Lineage: Eukaryota; Metazoa; Chordata; Lepidosauria; Squamata; Colubridae. The coding region runs from base 127 to 522 and encodes 131 amino acids. The transcript has 3 exons. The record is from RefSeq and is a predicted model, not a curated record.